CACAAGUUUCUAACUCUGGAUAUUUUUCCGGUUAGUUUUAUUGUUGUCAUUUAUUUUACAGCUUCAAUAAGUGUCUUGGCUGCUAAGAUUCAGAGACUUAACAUAUAAAAAUGGGAGUACCAGCGUUUUUCCGAUGGCUAAGCAAGAAAUAUCCAUGUGUCAUUAUAGAAUGUAAUGAAAAUAAGAAAACAGAUGCGGAAACAGGCAAGACUAUUUAUGAAGAUCCAACUUUACCCAAUCCUAAUGGCGUAGAGUUCGAUAAUUUAUAUCUUGAUAUGAACGGAAUAAUACAUCCUUGCACGCAUCCUGAAGACAAACCAGCGCCUAAAAAUGAAGAAGAAAUGAUGGUGGCUAUAUUUGAAUGUAUUGAUAGACUUUUUGGUAUUGUUCGACCGAGAAAAUUAUUAUAUAUGGCCAUCGAUGGAGUAGCUCCUAGGGCAAAAAUGAAUCAACAGAGAUCCCGAAGAUUUCGCGCUGCAAAAGAAACAAUUGAAAAGAGGAUAGAAAUUGAACGCAUUCGAAACGAACUGUUAACACGAGGCUGCAAACUUCCACCGGAAAAAGAAAAAGGCGAACACUUCGACUCAAAUUGCAUAACUCCAGGAACACCUUUUAUGGAUCGACUAAGUAAAUGCUUACAUUAUUAUAUACAUCAUCGCAUUAAUACCAAUCCAGCAUGGAAACGAAUACAAGUUAUUUUAUCUGACGCAAAUGUUCCUGGCGAAGGAGAGCACAAAAUCAUGGACUAUAUUCGGAAACAACGUGCACAACCUGAUCAUGAUCCUAACACCCAUCACGUUCUUUGUGGUGCUGAUGCAGAUCUUAUAAUGCUUGGGCUUGCAACACACGAACCAAACUUUACUAUAAUUCGCGAAGAAUUUCUUCCAAAUAAGCCACGACCUUGUGACGUUUGUAAUCAAUUUGGCCACGAAAUGGACAAAUGUGUUGGCCUUAGUGCAGUUGGCUCAAGUAACUGUAAUUUUACACCAGAUAUUCCCAUUGGAGCAGAAGUCAAAUUUAUAUUUGUUCGAUUAAGCGUGCUUAGAGAAUAUCUUAAAAAAACAUUGCAAAUGCCCAAUUUGCCGUUCAGCUAUGAUUUUGAAAGAGUUCUAGAUGACUGGGUAUUCAUGUGCUUUUUUGUCGGAAACGAUUUUCUACCUCAUUUACCGAGCUUAGAAAUUCGUGAAGGGGCAGUUGAUCGACUGGUUGAGCUGUACAAAAAAUGUGUUUAUAAGACAAAAGGGUAUUUGACAGAUUCAGGUGAAGUUAAUUUGGAUAGGGUGCAAUUAAUCAUGACAGACUUAGGAAAUGUUGAGGAUCAAAUAUUCAAGGACAGACAACGCAGAGAACAGCAGUUCAAGGCGAGGCAAAAGAGGGAAAAUAAUAACUUUAAAGCAUUAGAACAAUCUGUAUUUGGACCGUCGGCAGUUGGACCAGCCGCUAAAGCUCAAAUUAUAACAAACUAUAAACAGGAAGCUGCGUCCGUAAGAAUGGGGUCAAAGCGUUCCAGUACAGCAGCAAGUUUGGAUGAUGACGAAGAAAACCAUGAUGAAGUGCGACUGUGGGAAGAUGGUUUUAAGAACAGAUAUUACGAGUCCAAAUUUGACGUAUCACCCGAUAAUCUUCAAUUUCGAUAUGCUGUUGCCCUACAAUAUGUUAGAGGACUGUGCUGGGUUCUAAAAUAUUAUUACCAAGGAUGUGCUUCUUGGAAUUGGUAUUUUCCUUACCAUUAUGCUCCAUUUGCUUCGGACUUUGUUAAUAUUCAAGGACUAUCAACUAUAUUCGAAAAAGGAACAAAACCGUUUAAUCCCUUAGAACAGUUGAUGGGAGUGUUUCCAGCAGCCAGCAGUUCCCAUGUUCCAAAACCAUGGGCGGAGCUAAUGUCUAAGCCUGACUCAACUAUUAUUGACUUUUACCCCGAGGAUUUUAAAAUAGAUCUGAAUGGGAAAAAGUUUGCGUGGCAAGGAGUUGCUUUACUACCAUUUGUGGAUGAAAACAGACUGUUUAAGGCACUUAUUCCUCUUCAUAGCCAUUUAACUGAGGAAGAAGUCAAACGUAACAAAAAAGGAGAAAAUAAUUUAUACAUAAGUAAAUUUAGCCCUCAUUAUGAAACGGUUAAAAAACUGUAUCAAAAGGCUGAAAAAUCACCGAAUGACUUAUCUAUAUCAUUUAAUGGAAUGGGCGGGACUAUUUCAAUAUCCGAGAUAAAUACAGCUAUAAACGGUUUUAUGAAGUCUCCGAUUCCGGGCUUACCUGAUAUUAUUAAAAAUGAAGUUAUAACCACUGUAUACAAGGAUCCCAAAUAUGACGAGGACUUUACUUUUCUAGCUAAAAGGCUGCCUAACGCUGUGGACCCUCCUCAAGUCAUACAAUCGGAUAAUAACAAAAAUGGACCAGUUAUCGGUUUUGGAGUACAUUCGCAAAGAGCUUACAUUCCCCCCGGCGGUCAUCGAUUAGUAUCAUCCAAUAUACGAAGUCAAAGAACGGACAAUGGACAAAGUAUGGGUUACCAAAACAAUGGGAGGAAUAGUGUAAACUAUAAUUAUCCAAUACAAGGCUAUAAUCCAAACCAAAAUUACCAUCAGAGACCAUACCAAUUAAGAUAUAAUGAUUCAAAUUAUCAAAAUCGUUAUAAUAAUAAUGGACCAAGGCAUCCGUACGCCCGACCUCCACAUAGAGGAAAUCAUCAGCAGCACUCACAUUAUAGACGAUUUUAAUUACUGCUUGUAUUUUAAAAAAAUUAAUCGUGUCCACCUAUAUUUGUUUAAAAGAGCCAUCAAAAAUUGUAUUUCAAUCAAAUAUAUUCAUAUUGUGCUUCCUUUACAUCGUUUGAAAAUAUCUAUGUGAAGUAUAAGAAAUAAGUAAAUGGGACACUACGUUUAAUAUAAAAACUGGACAAAUGUUACAAAAAAUGUUUUCGAAAUACUUCAAUUAAAAAAAAAAAAUAUGACCGUUCUGGUAAAUAUCAGCAACCAUAUUUGUGAUACGCAGAUGUUUUCUUUAA
This is a messenger RNA of Drosophila mojavensis, 3004 nucleotides long. RefSeq names its product 5'-3' exoribonuclease 2 homolog (gene Rat1). Gene Ontology annotation, molecular function: RNA binding; 5'-3' RNA exonuclease activity. Lineage: Eukaryota; Metazoa; Arthropoda; Insecta; Diptera; Drosophilidae. Gene Ontology annotation, biological process: nuclear-transcribed mRNA catabolic process. The coding region runs from base 111 to 2717 and encodes 868 amino acids. The record is from RefSeq and is a predicted model, not a curated record. Gene Ontology annotation, cellular component: nucleus. The transcript is spliced from 9 exons.